Molecule: messenger RNA, 3778 nt
Organism: Ruditapes philippinarum (Manila clam)
Lineage: Eukaryota; Metazoa; Mollusca; Bivalvia; Venerida; Veneridae
Product: trichohyalin-like
Exons: 15
Coding region: 135-2558 (807 amino acids)
Biological process (GO): regulation of mitotic cytokinesis; mitotic cytokinesis; mitotic spindle assembly
Cellular component (GO): astral microtubule
Molecular function (GO): microtubule binding
Source: RefSeq, a predicted model, not a curated record
GCAGCUUGUUUUGGGACAUUUGCCUAAAUCGCUUCAAAAGGGGAAGGCCCUGGGUUGAAUCAUCAUAACUAUUACAUUUUUUGCUAGACAAAAUACUUAUCAUUUGCUUAUUUGCAGAGAUAUAGUCUUCGGAAAUGAUGGAUUAUGUAGAUGGCCCAUAUAUGUCAAUGAAGGAGCGGAGAGAGAAGCCUGCAAACUCGUUUCAGAGUGAACUAAGGCAGAAAAUGAGGGAACGCAAGAAAAAAGGUCUAUCUGCAGACAUAACAAGUGAAGAAUCAGAGGGUAUGGAUGAUGGCUUUGACAGUGAGGAAGAAAACAGCAUGACUAUGAACUAUAGAAUGAAUCAAAAAAGGACUGACAGACCAACUUCAGCCAAACGCAGAGGUAAACCAGACUUAGGUGACACUAUGAGACCUUCUGACACCAAUAAAUGGAUGAAAAAUUCACAGUCUAAAAAAGAUACAAUGUCCACACUCAGGCAGACACCACCGUUGAAAGAGUCACCAAGAUUUUCAAAACAGCCUUCAAGAAGUGAAGUUGACCAAAUGUUUGGAGCUAGUCCCCGCACUCAGACUUCUCCUUUGGAUAAAAAGUUUAUGAGACAAUCCCCAGUGGAAGAAAAUCUAUUCUCAAAGGGAAGGACUUCUCCUUCACCGUCUGGAUCAGGAACAUCUCUUCCUAAGUCACUGUUUGGAGGGAAAAAAUCACCAGUAUCAACAAAGGAAUCUACUCCUGAAUUGACAGCUGAAGAAAAAAUAUUUGGGAGGAAGACUCCAACAAAUGAAAUGCAACAGCAGAAGCAUGACAAAGAAUGGACUGCUCCAAGUUUUAGACGAUCCCCGUUUGGUGAUCAAGACAGGUCAUCGCCCAGUGCAGAACUUGAUAAGCGAGGAGGAAGAAAAACACCAGUUGAUUCAAGUCUUCAGCCUAUCAAUGAAAGUCCGAGACCUGUGCCUCGAGCAAGACAAACAAGCCCGAAGGAAUCACGACUUAGAUCUAGAGACUCAUCUCCCAGGACUCUGUCUAUGGAAUCACCAAGAUCAGAACGUCCUAAACCAAAGGUGGAUAUUUUUGGAAGAAAGGAAAAACAUGUAGAGCUUGAUGAUGAAUCAGAAAAUUUACCAUCCACUCGCGAGCGAAGACGUUUCCAAAAAGAUGAUAAGAGGACACCUGCAUCUCAAAGAAUGUCAUCUGGCAGGCAUACCCCAACAGGGAGGAAGACGCCAACUGGAAGAGAAACACCCACUGGGCGUGAAACCCCAACUGGCCGUAAAACUCCAACUGGUCGCACUACACCUUCCAAAAGAUUUUCUAAAGCUGAUUCUAGAGAAGAAAAUGAGGACACUAAAACAAAAAAGGAACCAGGGCUGUUUGACUUCCUGACUGAUGAUGCUCCAACUGAUAAGCCAAAGCCUAAAACAAGAACUGACCAUAGAGUUGGGAGCGGUCGACAAAGCAAUCUAAAGAAAUCUGUGUCACAUGACUCUAUUACUGAUGAAUUUAAUGAGCAGCCAAGUAUGUAUGAGGAGUCUACCAGAGAUGAACAGACCAGUAAAAAAAUUCCCAGUGAUCAAAGUUCUGUAUGCUUCGAGCUUGAUCGUGACCCAAAUAAAGAAGCAGAAAGAUUACAGGAAAAAGAAAAACGUUUGACUUCAACCAAUCAGAGGAGUGAUCGUAAAGCAGCUGAUGAUAUCAUAUCACGAGUUGAAGAUGCUCAAUCGGAUCCUAAACAAAUCUCACAGAAAGGACCUACCAGUGCUAAAACACAUGAUGCGGUGCUGCGACCCAAACCACGUCAUACAUUACCUGGCUCCCGACCUAGUUCUACUGCUACAGAUUAUUCAGUUGAUGCUUUUAACAGUACCACAUCUAUAAGGCAGGCAAUAUUUGAUGAAUGGAAGAAAGUUAAAACGAAAGAAAGUGUGAAGAAAACACAUGAACAAAAGAAGAAAGAGGAGGAAGAACAGAAGAAAAAAGAAAAGGAUGAAAAAGAUAAGAAGCUAGAGUCUCUUGCCUCUUACAAUGCCUGGAUGAAACAAAAAGAGGAAACAUUUAUAAAAGAAAAACAACAGAAAAAGAGGGAGGAAGAAAAGAAGCAGAAAGAGAAGGAAAGAGAAGAAUUACAGAAGAAAAAAGAUGCUCAGAAGGACUUUAUGAAAUGGAAGGAAACAAAAGAUGAAAGAUUAAUUGAGGAGCAUAAAAAGAAAGUAGAAGAAAAACACAGAAAACAACAGGAGGAGAGACAGGCCAAGAGAGAAAAAGAAAAACAAAAUGAGACAGCGUUCAAAGGAUGGAAAGUGAGAAAAGAUGAGAAAAUCAAGGAAAGCGUUCAUCGUCAACAUGAAGAAAAAUUAAAAACAAAGAAAAUUAUGAUGCAAACACAAAAAGAGAAAGAAAGGAGUGCUCUAAAAGAAUAUAAUGAAUGGUUAAGGAAAAAGGAAAAGCAGCAAGAAAUUGAAGCAAUGAAGAAUAGACAUCACCAUCAUGAUGAUGAUUAUUAUGAUGAUUUCAAGCCGGCCUGGAGCCCGGCUAGCAAACUCAUACCAUGUGGACGAUAGGGGAACCAUUAUCUAAUUUUCAUGGAGAUACAAGAAGAAAAAGAGGCACAUUUACGUAAACUUAGGAAACUUAGAGAGGAAGAAGGGGAAGAUUUCCGACCACCAUGGAGUCCCGCCAGUAAAAUUAUCCCAUAUGGUUCAUAGCCAAACCUAACUUAUUAUUCUGUAUAUAAUCAGCCAUAAGUCGACAAAUAUGUGUACAUAUGAAUGGGUUGUAAAACUCCCCUUUGACUUAUGCCUGAUUUAAUAAAUUAAGAUAAUUUAAAGAUCUAGGCAACUUCAUCUUCAGUUUAAAUUGCUGUGCUUUAAUUGUGUAUAAAUUUACCCAAGGGCAAAAUCAAUCUAGGUUGCUGACAUUUUUUUUUUGAUGCCUCAGAACUUUCAGGUAGAUCUUUUUUUUCGUUGUUAUUUUUUUACAAACUGAAUAUGACUCAAGGUUGUGCAAACGUUGAACAUGCUCGUGUUUUGUAUAAAGAAGGAAAAGAAGUAAUGUGUCCAUUAUAAAUCAUAAAAUGCCUUUAAAAUAUGUUGUUGUUUUUUAAAACUAGCUCAAAUGGCUUUGUCAAAAGUGUAUGUUCUUCAUUAUUUAUUUUAGGAAGAUAAAAGUCUCAAUUUUAAGGAUAUUAUGUACACAGUACAGUGUAUGAUAGCAGUCAAGUGUUUGGGACUGAUUGUUUUUUAUAGUUUUUAUUCAUUGCAUAAUUUUUUUAAUUAAAUUGCAUCUUGUUUAGUUAUGAUUUUAUUGUCAACAUCAGUAAAAUUAUGUCUCAUUAUUGUAUGUGAAUGUAUAUAUUGUAGUCAUCAAUCAUCUUCACUCAAAUGUAUAUAUUUUAAGAUCUUGGAGACCAUAGAUUUGAUUAUACACAGCUUUUUGUUGAUAUUAAAAUCCAUGUCCAUUUUUAUGUCUCUCCUUUUUAUGUUUAUAAAUGAACUGUAUUGAUGUGGGACCAACCUAGAAGUUAAUAUACCAAUACUGGAUAUGCGUUCAGAUUUUUGUCAUUCGUUACUUGGCUUCUAAUGUUUUAUUACGCUGAAACAUGAGUGUCAUGAAUGAUAUGAUAAGAUGUAUUUUUUUAUGUUGAAAUUGCUUUUUAUCAUUUAUUUUAUUACUUUCAAAUGUGCGUACAUGUAUUUAUUGUUCCAUUAUUUUAUUUAUUGUAUUUUAUUCAGUAGCAUUGUCUGUGAUACAUAUGUUGUGUAAUACAUUUCAGUUUUGUAAC